Miscanthus lutarioriparius is the source of this 1383-nucleotide messenger RNA. Lineage: Eukaryota; Viridiplantae; Streptophyta; Magnoliopsida; Poales; Poaceae. The record is from the annotation of a GenBank genome assembly.
AUGUCUCGAUCCGACGACGGCGAGGAGACCCUCGCCGCGUUGAUACAAGCCUCCAGGACCCCUGAGGGCCGGGAGGGCCUCUCCGACGUGCUCGCCGACACCCUCUUCCUCCUCCUGGCCUCCCCGUCGCGCCUCCUGCUCCUGCGCCUCCGCCUCCUCCGCAACCUCCUCGCGGGCCACGAGCUCAACCAGUACGCCUUCAUCGAGCGCUGCGGCCCCGCCGCCGUCGCCGCCUCCGUGCUCUCCUUCCCCUCGCUCGCCCCCGACGUGGCGCGCGCCGCGCUCCAGGCGCUCGGGAACGCCGCGCUCGCCGGGGAGUUCCACCGCGACGCCGUCUGGGAGGCGCUCUUCCCCGAGGCGCUGCGGGAGUUCGCGGGGCUCAGGGACCAGGGAGUCCUGGAUCCCCUGUGCAUGGUCCUCGACACGUGCUGCGGCGGGGAAGGCGGUCGCGGGAGGCUCGAGGAGCUGUGCCACCAGGAGCUGGGCCUUCCCAUCCUCGUCCAAGUUGUCACUACGGCCUCGCAAGUGGGGCACAAGGAAGAGUGGUUAGAGUGGCUUCUGUUCAAAGUCUCUGUUGAGGAGCAGAAGUUUGAGAGCUUGUUCUAUACCUUAUGCUCCACUAAUGAUGUUGAGCGCACAGACAGUGACGAGUAUAUUGCUAAGCAUGUUUUUCUUCUGGGUAUGCUGGCAAGGUGUUUGAACAGCCAUCCCAAAGAAGUUACUGUCUCGGACAGUUUUGCACAUGAUGUUUUCAAUCUACACAAGCAUGCUGCCGAAACUGUGAAUUUUGUUCACCGAGGUACCUCCCCUCUUCCAACUGGGAAUCCUGCAAUCGAUGUCCUUGGAUAUACACUGCAGCUCCUGAGGGACAUCUGUGCCUGGGAAUCCACCUCAUCAGAUACUCAACGCCCUGUUGACUCACUAUUACAGACUGGCUUUGUAAAGCGCCUUCUGAGAUACCUAGGUGAGCUUGAGCCACCAAGUACAAUCAGAAAAUCAAUGGCAGGAGGACAAGGAGAUAACCAUCCAGCUCUUGAAAAUGCAAAGGUCUGCCCAUACAUUGGUUACAGGAGAGAUUUGGUUGCGGUCAUUGCUAAUUGCUUACAUGGAAGGAAGAAGGUGCAGGAUGAGAUUAGGCAGUUAGGUGGGAUCAUGUUGCUGCUGCAGCAGUGUGUCAUCGAUGAAGAUAAUCCAUACUUGAGGGAGUGGGGUCUGCUGGCUGUUAAGAACUUGCUUGAAGAAAAUGAAGAAAAUCAGAAGGAGGUUUCUGAACUUGAGAUGCAAGAACCUGUUAUAACUCCAGAGAUUGCUAACAUAGGUCUCAAGGUGGAGAUAGACAAGGAAACAGGUCGUCCAAAACUGGUCAAUACUUCUGAUACUUGA